This is a messenger RNA of Folsomia candida, 2012 nucleotides long. It is a transcript of the gene fy, whose product is annotated as protein fuzzy homolog. Bases 462 to 1742 code for a protein of 426 amino acids. Gene Ontology annotation, biological process: non-motile cilium assembly; vesicle-mediated transport. The transcript is spliced from 9 exons. The record is from RefSeq and is a predicted model, not a curated record. NCBI's taxonomy places the organism in Eukaryota, Metazoa, Arthropoda, Collembola, Entomobryomorpha, Isotomidae.
UAUUUCUGCAUAUUAUUUGAAUUUGAGUCCUUAUUAUGAUUAGCUUGAACCCUACGUGAAAAUUUGUCCAUUUUGCAAAGAUUCUUUAAAUAUGCAUUUAGAGUAUUUAGUUUACAGAUGAACAAAGGAAAAGGACGUAGUUAAGUUUAUAAAACCGAUGAUGUCAAACAUUUAUUAUCGAUUCCAAAGGAUGCUUGAGUUAGCUUUUAUGAAUGUUAAUCGUAAGAAAAUAAAAAAAUAUUAAGUACAAUUAUUGUGCUACCCUUGCAUUUUUACAUCUACCAUGUACUACGAUUUGAGGUUGCGUUGAGAAUUUCAACUUGAGAUUGCUAAUAGCCUAAGGCAACUUUUUUGCAACUUUUGUACACUCUACUUUUAUUUUCAUUUUCAUCCUUUAUCAAAUCAAAAAUACACCUGUUUAGUGGCAUACUAGAUUCGGUUUUAAUAAAUUAGUUACAAUAAUGACGGGAUACUUAAUUUGUAUCUGUUUCGAAAGUGGUGUUCCAAUUUUUGCCCGAAAAAUUGGCGAUGUUUCCCCAAUUAGCUGGCCAUUGGCCGCCUCUCUUAAUGGACUGAAAGUGUUUGGAAAAGCCAACAGGGUUGAGCUGAUUUCAAGCAUUACAGAAAGUAGUAGGGUAGUUUGGAAAGAUUUUCAUGACAGAUUGGCUUUAAUUUUCGCUGGCACUGAUGAUUCCAUAACCGAUUUUCAUGUGGAACAUGUACUUGUGAACGUCUUUAGCGUUUUGGUCCUAUCGGUUGGGUUGGAUGAAAUUGUCAGAACCAAAAGUGUCGAUAAAUUGAAGAAAGAGUUUCGUAUGUGCUACCCAGUCAUCGACCUCAUUCUUCAAGGUCUAAAGCCUAACGACAGAACUUUAUACUUUGGAGAUUUAACUGGUUGUGCAGAUGUGGCACUGCAAAUGGACCCUCCCAAUAACCAAGUUAAUUUUCAGACCGUUUUAGACAACCUGAUGGAAUCCAUCGGUUUUAAUUAUGGAUGCCUAAUCGCGAAUGGCAUAUUAAUUGGAUGUACCGAGGAUUGGUGGACUUUGUCUGGCACGGAAAUGUGUCUCAUUACGUUUACAGCUUCACUAAUAUCAGACCCCGUAACAGACGCUGCUAUAUUUUUACCAUCUAGCAGCCCUAAUCUUGCGUACCGAUUUGUGACGUUUAAAGUUGUAGAAAACGUCCGGCUUUGCGUACUCUGCGGACAAGAGCCGACUUUACCAACAAUUGAAAAGGAAAUCGCAAAGCUCAAGAAGAACUUUAGUGAACAGUUAUCACUUUUUCAAAACAGACUGACACCUUUCUGUCGCUAUUCAAGAUUUUUUAACAUUGGCAAAUCUAUCUCUGGGUUCCUGCUUGUAUGCCUUGACCGGAGGCGGUGUACUUUUUCCGUCUUUCCCGAACGGUCUAAUGAGCAGAUGAAUACGGGGCAUAAAUUGGACCUAUUGAGAACGUUUUACAGAAAUACCGUGGGCUCAAUUUUUCCUUGGAGUUGUGCAGCUCCACCAAUGUUCGUUUCUCCGCCAAUUCACUUACACCAUGGGUCGAAACAUGUUGGCCCCACAGUUCACAAAGCAUCAGAAGCAUAUUGGACAUCUGAGUAUCAUAAAUGCCAUGCUAUGACAUUUGCCAUAUUUCAACUUUUUGUCAUUUAUGAGCCCGAUAUUCCCAUGCUACUCAUGAGGCAAACCACGAGAAAACUUUUACAAGAACUGGUAAAGGAGAAAGUGAUGAGAUGAAAUAUAUGCAAAGUUUUAAAAGUCACAAUUGUUCAUUUAAUUCAUUUAUUGGAUACAAAGAAUGGAAUUAAUAAUCUUACUACACAACUAUACGUUUACUAGAGCUGGCUAUGUCUUGUGAUAGAAAUAUAUAUAUCACAUACGCAUAGCUCGUAAUAUUUACUAAAAACUAGAUUAUGUAGCUACUAACUUGUACUAAAAAUUUAGAUCGAGUAUUUAAAUAACAAAAUUGCAAGUCUCAAUGAUAGAUAAAAAUUACUGUAAAUAAAA